AUGUGGAAUCGCCAGAGCUGGAAGUCCAUGUCCGGGCAGCAGUUGCUCAGGCUUGUUACCGCUGCCUCCGCCGUUGCAAUCUCCUACGAAGGCAUCAGUCAGGGCGUCAUGGGCGCUGUGACUGUUUCACCGGAGUUCGGACGACGUAUGGGAUACACAAACGAUGAAGACAAAGUCGUCAAACCCAUGCUCCAGGGCGGUAUUGCGGCCGUAUAUUACUUUGGCUCUCUUUUCGCGGCCUUUUGGGCUGGCAGCUUUUCCGACAACCACGGUCGUAUCAAGGGUAUGUGGAUGGCAUGCUUCUGGUGUAUGGCCGGGGUUAUCCUGCAAGCCUCUGCUGUUAACCUUGCACACAUGCUUUGCGCACGAUUCGUGGCUGGCAUGGGUGUGGCUUUCAUCCUCGUCAUUGCGCCUAUGUGGACGGCCGAGCUUUCUGCUGCCUCACACAGAGGUAAGCAAAUCGCUCUCACAUUCUUGGCCAACUUCUCUGGCAUCGCCCUCGCAGCGUGGAUCGGUUUCGGUACGUCCUUUACUGAGGCGGGCGGUGGACAGUUUCGCUGGCGGUUCGAGUUUUCGAUUCAAAUCAUCCCCGUAAUCGUCCUGGCGAUACUGAGCCUAUUGGUCCCGGAGUCCCCGCGAUGGCUGGUCAAAGCCGGCAGGCGUGAUGAAGCAUUGGAAAUUAUUGCCAAGCUGCGGGGGGAUGGUGACUCUCAACACCCUGAUGCGCAAAUGGAAUAUCGAGAGAUUGUGACGGUAGUGGAAGAGGAGUCUCAGUUCGCCAAAACCAACUACUUCAAUAUGUUUUUCGGCAUCGGAUCCGGAGACAUUCAUCUUGGCCGCCGCAUCCAGCUUGCCUUCUGGCUCCAGGUGCUCAUGCAGUAUGGCACUGGGAUUGCAGCCGUGGUCAUUUAUUCUGGAACCAUCUAUCAUACGGCCGGCUUUGAUAAUGUCAAGUCCGGUUGGCUGUCAGGUAUACUGAUGCUGGUUGGUAUCUUGGGCACAGCCAUUGCAGCCUUUACCAUCGAUAGGGUAGGUCGCCGAAGAACCCUUUACUGGGGUGCUGUAGCACUCGGUAUUACCUUGUUCAUCAUCGGUGGUCUCUUUCGGGGAUCCGUUAACAACCCAGACAAGGCUGUUCAGUAUGGCACAGCAGCUUCAGCUAUGGUUUUUAUCUAUCUCUUGAUCUUUAGUUCUUCUUGGCUAUUGAUCCCCUUUAUAUAUCCUACCGAAAUCUUUCCUACCUGGCUUCGAGCCAAGGGAAACGCAUUUGGCGUGGCCGGUUGGGCUGUAGGCUAUGGUGGAGGUUCACUCUUGGUGCCUGUUAUGUUUUCAGGUAUCGACGAAAAGACUUUCUACGUGUUUGGAGCUGCCAUGUUUGCAUACAUUCCCUUGGUGUACUGCUUCCUCCCCGAAACUGCCGGCCGUACAUUGGAAGAAGUUGACUAUCUCUUUGCUAGUAAGAGUCCGUUCACUUGGGAUGAGGAGAAAGAAUUCGCCAAGCGUACAGCUCUCUUGCGUGAAAGAUUAAAUGAAGGGAAGAACGGGAGCGACUCAAUGGCACAGGAUAAGUUGAUUGAAUCACACAUCGAGGCUGUAUGA
This is a messenger RNA of Fusarium subglutinans, 1599 nucleotides long. Its product is annotated as MFS sugar transporter. The transcript is spliced from 5 exons. The coding region runs from base 1 to 1599 and encodes 532 amino acids. Gene Ontology annotation, biological process: transmembrane transport; carbohydrate transport. NCBI's taxonomy places the organism in Eukaryota, Fungi, Ascomycota, Sordariomycetes, Hypocreales, Nectriaceae. The record is from RefSeq and is a predicted model, not a curated record. Gene Ontology annotation, cellular component: membrane. Gene Ontology annotation, molecular function: carbohydrate:proton symporter activity.